This is a messenger RNA of Schistosoma mattheei, 642 nucleotides long. The record is from the annotation of a GenBank genome assembly. Lineage: Eukaryota; Metazoa; Platyhelminthes; Trematoda; Strigeidida; Schistosomatidae.
AUGAGUCUUUCGGAAGAUGAAUCUACUUCAGAUGAAGAAUAUAUCCCCCCAGUUAAAGCUUCUAAAUUGGGAGAGGACUCAGAAAGCGAAUAUAGCGAUGAGUCAGAAUCAGGAGACUCAGACUGUAUUAGUGGUAAAAUCAUUCCCUCCCUCGAUCUGUCCCUAGAUAGUUUAACCAGUCGGGCAAGUAAAAACGUCCUUCUAAAAGGGACUCGAAAAAAUCCAAGCGCUGAAAAAGUAAAUGUUGUAAAAAAGUAUCAGUUUGCUGGUGAGGAAGUUGAAGUCAUUGAGGCUGUUUCAAACUCGAAUCGAACUAAAGGUCUAGGUGUCUCACAUAAUAAGACUUCAACUGAGACAAAUCCCCUCAAACCAAAAGCACCGUCUUUGGGACUCGGUCUAACUAACGCUCUGCAGAACUUGAAAUCCACGAUAAAUAGCCUACCCAAGUUGUCUACCUUAGAAAAGUCGCGUCUUGAUUGGAAGCAAUAUGUACAGAAAGAAUCUUUGGAAGAUGACCUUAAAGCCCACAACAAAGGGAAAGAAGGGUAUCUGGAAAGGCAAGCAUUCUUCAAUAGAGCAAGUGAACGUGAAUAUCAGUAUGAACGACAAUUGAAAAAGUCAGCAUCGAGUCGGAAAACCUGA